This is a messenger RNA of Paramecium tetraurelia, 1785 nucleotides long. RefSeq lists its product as uncharacterized. The transcript is spliced from 6 exons. The record is from RefSeq and is a predicted model, not a curated record. Lineage: Eukaryota; Ciliophora; Oligohymenophorea; Peniculida; Parameciidae. Gene Ontology annotation, biological process: protein phosphorylation; intracellular signal transduction. Gene Ontology annotation, molecular function: ATP binding; protein serine/threonine kinase activity. Gene Ontology annotation, cellular component: cytoplasm.
AUGAAAUUAUUUAAUAGUAGGAAAUCGAUUAUAAAGGAGAGAUUAUCUGUUAGGUUGGUGUUUAGGUUUACAGUAGUUAAAACCCUUGGAUUGGGUACAUUUGGUUUAGUCAAAUUGGCAAUUCAUUAAAUAACUUAAGAGAAAGUAGCAAUUAAAAUUUUGGAGAAAUCUAAGAUAAUAGAUGUUGCAGAUGUUGAAAGAGUCUCUAGGGAGAUACACAUUUUGAAAUUGAUCAGACAUAAACAUGUGAUUCAAUUAUAUGAGAUAAUUGAAACAAAGAAAUACAUAUUUUUGGUUAUGGAAUUCUGUGAUGGAGGAGAACUAUUUGAUUACAUAGUCAAGCAUCAGAAACUCUCUGAAAUCGAGGCAUCCAAGUUUAUUUAGGAGUUAAUAUCUGGAAUUGAAUAUAUACACAAGUUGAAUAUAGUCCAUCGAGAUUUGAAACCAGAAAAUCUGCUAUUGGAUUAUCAAAAGAGUUUGAAGAUUGUAGAUUUUGGAUUAAGUAACACAUAUAAACAGGGAGAACAAUUAAAGACUGCUUGUGGUAGUCCAUGUUAUGCAGCACCUGAAAUGAUACAAGGGAAUAAGUACAAUUCCUUAUUGGUUGAUAUUUGGUCUUGUGGAGUGAUCUUAUUUGCAUCCAUUUGUGGCUAUUUACCAUUUGAAGAUGUAAACACUUCAGCUCUUUAUAAAAAAAUAUUGAAUGGAGAAUAUAAAAUUCCUAAUUUCGUGUCUCCCGAAGGCACAAGUUUUCUGAAAGGAAUUUUGAAUAUUAAUCCAGAAAAGAGGUUUAACUUAGACUAAAUUAAAUCUCACCCAUGGUUUAAAUUGUAUCGCAGAUCUCACCCCAUACCACCAGGGAUUAUUAUUGGUUAUCACAGAAUCCCUAUUGAUAAUAAUAUUGUAUCACAAUUAAAGGAACGAGGAUUUAAUGAAGAUUAUGUAAAAAUAUGUUUGGAUGCAAACAAAUAAAAUAAUGUGACAACCUCAUACUUUUUAUUAAUGAAGAGACAUUUGAUGAAUGGAGGAAUGUCAACAUCAGAUAUAAAUUCUGUGCAUUUUGAACCUAAAUUAUUAGAACCAAUUCAACGCACUUAAAAGGCACCUAUUCUUGGCUUUUUAGAUGAAUCUAUGCUCAAAACAUUGAAUUCUAAUCGGUCUUAAUCCAAUUAAAGUCGUAAGAACAAGAAAAUGAAUACAUAAUAAAAUAGAGGACAUUAUUAUUUGUAGGAUGAGAAGUUAAAUAAAUCAAUCCAGUUGAAAUAAUCACAUCGCUAAGAUAGUUUGGACUCAGACGAAGAGUUAAGCAAACCCUUUUCUCAGAAUGUUACAUCCAAUGUGAAAAAAUAGAAGGUUAGAACUGAAUCAAAUUAUAAUGCUGAUUAAUCAUUGAAUUAGACGACUAUGAUUGCUGGUAAAAGACAAUCCAUUUCACCUGCCAAUGCCAAUCUUAUUUUGUAAUACAUCAAACAAUAAAAAAAACUAACGCCUACUUCCAUUAGAAAUUCAUGUCAACAAAAACCAAAUAUAUUAUCUUUGAAUUAUCAAAGAAAUGUUUAAACUAUUUAUGAUCAUGAAGGCUUGAAGAUUAUGAAUUCAAACAAAUAACAACCCAAUGAGUAAAAGAGAAGCUAAAAUAACUAAUGGAUGCCCUCGACCAUUCUGAAUCCUUAUUAAUUACUGUUAUAAUUGAAUUCAAGGAAAGGAUCUCGAGAUUUAAGUGCUCCUCAUUCAACUAAAUGCGCAAACAAUCCAAAAAGUAAAUCCAUUAAUAGACAAUUUUGA